This is a messenger RNA of Habropoda laboriosa, 2550 nucleotides long. RefSeq names its product ATP-binding cassette sub-family F member 3. The coding region runs from base 88 to 2244 and encodes 718 amino acids. Lineage: Eukaryota; Metazoa; Arthropoda; Insecta; Hymenoptera; Apidae. Gene Ontology annotation, molecular function: ATP binding; ATP hydrolysis activity. The transcript is spliced from 9 exons. The record is from RefSeq and is a predicted model, not a curated record.
UUGACGUCUGAGUCUGUCAAGCAUAUCAUUUUAUUAAUCAAUUUCGGGAAAUUCUUUUUGACAUUUUCGUUGAGUACGUUUAUUGGCAUGGCAGUCUGUGGAGAGUAUAUUCGAAGUCAAUUUCCUACGAUAGAUGAUGAUUUGUAUCAAUAUGUGGAAGGUAUCUUAGAUAGCUCAAAGGAUGAUUUUGAAGACGGUGAUGAGGUAUAUGAAGCAAUAGGAGAAGUGCUACACGAAGUUGCAGAAAAACCAGAGAAUGAGGUUAGGCAAAUAUGUGUAAAACUACUGGAAAUGUUGAAAGGUAAUUCAGACGACGGAAGCGUCGAAAGAAGAAAAAAUGGGGUUAAUAAAGUACUGAAUGCACCUAUUCAUUUGGGAACCAUGGCUGCUACUUUGGAAGCUCAAGUAGAACAAAUAAAGAGUAUAUGGGUUACUACUAGAGAUGAUGCCAUGAAAGUGGAUGCCAAGAAAUUAGAAAAGGCAGAGGCGAAGUUACAACAGAAACAGGAGAAAAGAAGUAACACUGAAUCUAGCGGGCGUGUGAAUACUAUAAGUCAUGGUAUAGAUUCUGCAAGUGCAAGUCAGAUGACAAGUAAAAAGGAUAGUAGGAUGGAGACCAAGGGCGGUGUAAAUAAAACUCAGGAUAUUAGGAUAGAAAACUUUGAUGUAGCAUAUGGAGAUAGAAUAUUAUUGCAAGGAGCUGAUUUAACACUUGCAUUUGGUAGACGCUAUGGCCUUAUAGGUAGAAACGGACUCGGUAAAACUACGUUAUUAAGAAUGAUAUCUAGUAAACAACUAAGAAUACCAUCCCACAUAAGGGUUUUACAUGUAGAACAGGAAGUAGCUGGAGAUGACACCUCUGCGCUCGAAUCUGUAUUGGAAUGUGACCAAGAAAGAAGUAUGUUGCUUAGCAAAGAAACAGAAUUACAAGCAGCGAUUGAGAAGGAAGGUGGUAAGGCGGGUGACGCGUUAGGUGAAGAAUUAGCUAGAGUAUAUGAAGCAAUGCAGUUAGCAGAAGUGGAUAAAACACCAGCUAGAGCCAGUGCAAUUUUAUCAGGACUUGGAUUCUCCGUCGAGAGACAAUCGUGGCCAACUAAAGCCUUUUCUGGUGGUUGGAGAAUGAGACUGGCGCUUGCAAGAGCACUAUUCUCCAGGCCUGAUCUCCUGUUACUCGAUGAACCGACGAAUAUGCUUGAUAUUAAGGCAAUCUUGUGGUUAGAGAAAUAUUUACAAUCUUGGCCAACGACUUUACUUGUGGUUUCACACGAUAGGAAUUUCUUGGACACGGUUCCCACUGAUAUACUAUACUUGCGUGGACAGAAAAUAGAAGCAUAUAGAGGUAAUUAUGAACAGUUUGCCAAAACUAAAGGAGAACGUGAGAGGAAUCAGCAGAGAGAAUACGAAGCUCAACAAGCUAAAAGAGCACACGUGCAGGAAUUUAUCGAUCGGUUCAGAUACAAUGCAAAUCGCGCUUCUAGUGUACAGAGUAAAAUCAAGAUGUUAGAAAAAUUGCCAGAACUUAAACCUAUGGAAAAGGAAGGAGAAGUAACAUUACGCUUCCCAGAUGUUGAACCAUUAAGUCCUCCAAUAUUACAACUCAACGAAGUCUCUUUCAGUUACACUGGAGGAAGCGAUAAUUCGUACAUAUUCAGCGGUGUGAACUUGACUGCCAGUUUGCAAUCUCGCAUUUGUAUCGUUGGAGAGAAUGGUGCCGGUAAAACUACACUCCUGAAGAUCAUAACAGGUUCAUUGAGUCCCACACGAGGCACGGUGCAUGUUCAUAGGAAUUUGAAGUUUGGAUAUUUCAGUCAACACCACGUAGAUCAAUUGGAUAUGCGUGUGUGCCCUGUAGAAUUGUUGCAAAACCAUUUUCCAGGAAAGCCAAUUGAAGAAUAUAGGAGAAUGCUUGGAAGCUUUGGAAUCAGUGGUAACUUGGCUCUACAGACUAUCAACUCUUUGUCCGGUGGACAAAAAUCAAGAGUCGCAUUUGCAUUAAUGUGCGCCGCUAUGCCAAAUUUUUUAGUACUUGACGAACCAACUAAUCACCUUGACAUCGAGUCCAUCGAGGCUCUAGGCAAAGCACUAAAUAUCUGCCAGGCUGGAGUAAUACUAGUUUCACAUGACGAAAGAUUAAUUCGCAUGGUGUGCACAGAAUUAUGGGUAUGCGCAGAAGGUUCCGUUCGGUGUAUCGAAGGAGGUUUUGACGAGUAUCGUAGGAUUAUUGAAAAGGAACUCGAAGUAUAAAUAUUGAUUUAAUUUAAUUGCACUGUCAUUUUUUGCAUUGUCCCGAGAGAUUAAGUUACCGAUGUGAAAAUUUCGAAUUAAUUUAAAUAAAUGUAAGAACAAACGAACAUUUCCACUUAUUCCGGGACAAUAGACAUUUUUUUGAUUUAUUUAUCGACCCCGUCGAAAAGAUUACAUUACCUGUUUUAAACAAAAAUUGUGUCCAUUGUGAAUGAUAUUUCAUUGUCAACGUGAAAUUGGCAAAAUAGACUGAGUCUUCUUCGAUUUACAACAAGUAGAAUUAGGAAAGUUUCACAUCGUUCAACU